GGGGGCGGGGCCUGGGUGUGGAUAAGGGAGAGAGGGAAGCAGAGAGAGAGUUCUCCGUACUGUCAACAGCUACAACACAUAUUUAUCUACACAGCUAGACAGAAAGCAGAGGACAAUGAGCGUAAAUGGAAAAGAACCUCCACCCUACAACACACCAGUUGAAGGACAAGGUGACAGUGGGGUGAAGGUAUAUCAUGUCCAUACCCCCUUCAACCCUCCUUCCUCCACCAUCCCCUCCAGUAACUACUCUGUGUUUCAGUCUCAGUCUCAGGGAAAGCCAGUGUACACCAGUGGAGGUGGUGGUAUUGGAGGAGGUGGUGAAACUCCCACUCAGAAGUUUGUGAGUUAUGACACAGAACUGGGCCGUUCAGAGGGCAUGACCACCUGUACUUCCUGUCAACAACAGGUGAUGACGAACGUGACCUAUAAAGUCGGAGCCUACGCCUGGCUCAUGUGCAUCCUCUUCAUCCUCUGUGGGUUGGUAGUGGGCUGUUGUCUGAUCCCGUUCUUCAUGAAACACUUUAAGGAUGCGUACCACUCCUGUCCUCGUUGCAACCGCAUUAUCCACGUGGACAAGCCACGCUGCUGCUGACCACCCUACCACCACCCACCACUAGGAGAGCUGCUGCUGACUGCCAUACCACCACCCACCACUAGGAGAGCUGCUGACUGCCAUACCACCACCCACCACUAGGAGAGCUGCUGCUGACUGUCAUACCACCACCCACCACUAGGAGAGCUGCUGCUGACUGCCAUACCACCACCCACCACUAGGAGAGCUGCUGACUGCCCUACCACCACCCACCACUGAGCUGCUGCUGACUGCCAUACCACCACCCACCACUAGGAGAGCUGCUGCUGACUGCCCUACCACCACCCACCACUAGGGGAGCUGCUGCUGACUGCCCUACCACCACCCACCACUAGGGGAGCUGCUGCUGACUGCCAUACCACCACCCACCACUAGGGGAGCUGUUGCUGACUGCCAUACCAUCACCCACCACUAGGGGGAGCUGGUGCUGUGGCCAAUAUGCUUUACUACCAGCAGGGGAGCUGUGGCUCUGCUCUCAGUCUGACCACUGGCCACUCUCUCGGUCUGGAUUCCAUUAGAAGUGCACCAGUACAGUGAAAUACCUUUCUCACAGAAAACAUGCUCCCUUUCCCUCAUGCACCCACAGCUCGGUGUAGGAAUUUGAGAGUGGUUAUAUUUAUCCAGCCCCAUCCCUCAGCUGUUUACCAAUGCAGUGGCGGGGUCAGGGUGACCGUUUUUUGUAGUUCUUUGAAUUGCAGAUUGUCCUUUAAAAGGGAGAGGAAAAGGGGGGGAUGUUUUCCGAAUGGAAUCCAGCCGAAGGGAGAGACCUCCUAGCAGCAGCCCCACAGAAACCUACAGGAUUUACACAGUCGGAGGAUGAAUCCCAAAAUGGCACCCUACUCCCUAUAUAGUGCACUACGUUCGCGAGGGAGCUAGUACAAAAGUAGUCCACUAUAUAGGGAAUAGGGUACGAUUUGGGACGCACAUUGGUUUAAAUGCUGACCUAACUUACUGUACCAGAGGGUUGUAAAUAGUAUGAAUCUGUGACCUAUUUUUGUAAAAUAAAAAUAAAAACAAGCUAGCAGAUGAAGACGUGGUAGAGCUCAACCUGGGCCUUGUUCACAAAGGGAGCAGGGUUGCACAGUUCUAGUAACUUACCCAUGUUUCCCACAAACCCCAGGUUGGAAUAUCAGAAGGGAAGAGGGUAGCCUGGGUACCAGUCUGUUAAGAUAUCAUUCCACUCUUUGUCUUGGCAAACAUGGCUUGACAAAGAGUGGAAUGUUAACACACAAACAGACUGGAUUUCUCCAGGCUAGGAAGAGGCAGAACAUACGGGAAUACGCCAACCGGGAUGUCUGAUUGGUUCCCGGACUAUUGCAACCCGUUGAGUAACCUUAUACAGAACCUUCAGAUAGAAAUGUGUUGUGUAGAACAGACAUGAUUCCCUGGUAAAUGUGUAUCUAUAUUCCCUUGAGUAACAUUAUACAGAACCUUCAGAUAGAAAUGUGUUGUGUAGAACAGACAUGAUUCCCUGGUAAAUGUAUAUCUAUAUUCCCUUGAGUAACCUUAUAAAGAACCUUCAGAUAGAAAUGUGUUGUGUAGAACAGACAUGAUUCCCUGGUAAAUGUAUAUCUAUAUUCCCUUGAGUAACCUUAUACAGAACCUUCAGAUAGAAAUGUGUGUAUCUGUCGGUUGGUCAACCCAGGGCCUUAAUCAAGGGAAUAUAGAUAGUAAUGUAUACAUUUACCAGGGAAUCAUGUCUGUUCUACACAACACAUUUCUAUCUAUAUUCCCUUGAAUAAGGCCCUUGGUUGACCAACCGACAGACAACGAGCCCAAUAUUCAGAUAAUUAUCAUUAUAGCUAUGAUUCCUACAAUCGGGCAUCCUUUAGUGCUCUCCCCAGGUCUCCCCCCCUUUCAGAAAGCUGUUCUGUACAUAAAGGACUGAACUGGGUGUUUUACAUUAUUUUAGAAUAAACCAAAUAUGAUUUUAUUGAGAAAACUCAUCAUUCUAACUGUCAACUACAAUGACGUGUAACAACACCACACAGCUGACCUGAUGUUGUGUUAUAUUGUGUAACACCACCACACAGCUGACCUGAUCUGUUAUAUUGUGUACCACCACAUAGCUGACCUGAUCUGUUAUAUUGUGUAACACCACCACACAGCUGACCUGAUCUGUUAUAUUGUGUACCACCACAUAGCUGACCUGAUCUGUUAUAUUGUGUAACACCACCACAUAGCUGACCUGAUCUGUUAUAUUGU
This is a messenger RNA of Oncorhynchus tshawytscha (Chinook salmon), 2797 nucleotides long. RefSeq names its product Lipopolysaccharide-induced tumor necrosis factor-alpha factor homolog-like (gene litafd). The record is from RefSeq and is a predicted model, not a curated record. Gene Ontology annotation, molecular function: zinc ion binding. The coding region runs from base 116 to 592 and encodes 158 amino acids. Lineage: Eukaryota; Metazoa; Chordata; Actinopteri; Salmoniformes; Salmonidae. The transcript is spliced from 5 exons.